Molecule: messenger RNA, 573 nt
Organism: Striga asiatica
Lineage: Eukaryota; Viridiplantae; Streptophyta; Magnoliopsida; Lamiales; Orobanchaceae
Source: the annotation of a GenBank genome assembly
CGAACUGAUUUGGAUGUGGAUGAAACUGGACCACUCAAUGAUUCAGACGGUGUUUUUAUAGAGAUAGACGAUGAGGAUGUCGAAGAAGUAGAAGAACUUAUAGUUGAAUCUGAAAUGGAAGACGACUUUGUAUCGAAUCUAAAUGAAGAUUUAUAUGAUUCUAGAAUUAUCGAUAGCAUGAGAAUCACAAAAAGGGGUGGAGGUUAUAAGACUCUUGCAGAAGCACUUCGGGCAAUGUCUCAAGACGAUGAUUCUGAUGAAGAGCUCGAUCAGACUCCACCACCUCAUGGACAGAGGAGUGGCCUUGUACGACGAGGAGGACAUACAUCUAGGUCGAGCAUGCCAAAUCGUUUGUCAUCGCCUCCAUCAGGCAAUAGGCCACACACGCCUAACAUAAUAUUGCGUCCACCAUCAUUUACUCCACCUGAUCCUUUGCAUGGUGCGACACCAUUGACAGUAGAUGCACCAUCAGGGAGCAUGCUAUCUGCAUCAUCAUUUGUCUGUUCUAGUCUUAUGAGCCGUAUACCAGUUGAAAUUGAAUCUGAUGAAAGGCCCGAUGUAUCUGGAACUUUU